AUGCCUAUACCAGAGGUCCAAAACUCUACCAUACCAGAUGCAGCGGUACCUAGUACGCCUCGCAGGAAACGUAGACGAACCCUCGGCACAGGAGCCGCAAAUGAUUGCUUUACCUGCUCCCGCCAGAAUGCAAGCUGCGAUAGGAAAAGGCCCUACUGCACACCAUGUCUUGAGAAGGGAAAGGACUGCGCAGGGUACAAGACGACAUUGACAUGGGGUGUUGGUGUUGCAAGUCGGGGCAAAUUGCGGGGGCUGUCACUACCGAUAGCAGGCAACAAACAAAAGCCAUCGGCUCGGCUUAAGAAUUCGCCUCGUGAGCGUGAAUCUCUCAAGAGCGAGCUAUCAAGGCGACGUGUGCAGAAAUCGGGGCCGCCAAACAGCUCUCUUCACACGUUCUCAAAUUCUACAACGUUGACCUCUGAUGGUAACCCAUGUACCGAGGCAUUGAAUAUGACAUGGCAAUCUAUUCCACCUGCUCCUCACGUCGUCUCGCAUCCUCAAAUUCCCUCCGGCCCAGGCUCCGCAGCCAUUAGUUCGUCUCCGGACUCCUCCCUUGAUAAUGCGCCGGCUUCGAGCAAAUCUGAUCGAUCCGUUCUUACGGCUGGCACGGGGUCAGUCGAGACGUAUAGCGAGCAAGGCUUUAGUCAGGUUUCAGGAACUGUCGUACAUUCCGAGACCACUAGUCCACCCGGGGGUUUUCAAUGGCCUCAAAGGCCUCGGUCUCACAGUCAGAACGCCACUAGCUUCAUACAACCACAGUCUGCAGCAUUUUGGCCAGCACGAUUUGAUCAUGAGAGAAGUCCCAGUCCCAGUAGAUCCGAUGUGCCAAUACUAGGUAAAGCACAAUGUUGUAUGCAAAUUGACGGUCAAAAAUUGUUGGAUCUCUUGACCGUAGAUCCUACCUGUUUACAAGAUGAAAAAAUUCCAGAAACCUUUGCAGAAGCCGCGGAAGUUGAGGAUCAUGAGCAUGUUAGCUCGAAGUGUGAACAUAGAUCACCAACUGGUGACUGUUUGGACCAGACUUCUCUUAUUUUCUCACCAUUCUCUAAUGGACACACGAUUGGGAAAACCCCGCGAAUGCAGUAUCUCAUCAAUUAUUAUACCGAAGUCAUCUCGCCGGUCAUUGUGGCCUUUGACGGUCCCACAAAUCCGUACAGAAGUUAUAUACUCCGGUUGGCCUCUGAAAGCGAGACACUGCAACAUGCAAUUUCAGCACUCUCUGCGAGUAAUCUUCGCCAGCGUCGUGAAAGUGGAGAAUUGUCGACAGGCAAAACAGAUCCAGCAAGAAGGUCCUCAAUGGCACAUCUGACAUUGACAGACAAGGCAUGGCAAUCUAGACCUGGCUAUUUAUCUGUUGAACACCAGAGGAAGGAGGAGAAUUAUCACAAAAAUGCCACAGUUCAUUUGAUACAAAAACAAUUCGCAGAUCCAGCACAGCACCGGGAUGACUCUGUGCUAGCUACGCUACUCAUCGUUUGUCUCUUCCACAUCUGCGAAUCAGGAGUUGCAAAGUUUAGGACGCAUUUUGCUGGGGCUAAGAAAUUGCUAGGGAUGCGCGAAAAUGCAAGCAUCUUGAAGUCUAAGGAAGCAAAGUGGUUCACUAGAAUGUUCACUUGGUUUGAUGCCAUGACGGCCACUGUGAACGAUCGCGAAGGCCAGAUGCAAGAUGGACUCCUCGAUAUGUCAAGUCUCCUAGACGAAGACUGGACAUUGGAAAACCUAGCUGGCUGCGAUGGCAAGCUCUUCAAGAUCAUGGCAAAGCUGGGCCGCCUCAAUAUCCUUAGUCAGAAUGGUGUGCUCGAUGACGUUUCCGCUCCAGCUUCCUGCAGUGCUCCUGUAUUGGCGCCCGACCUGUCCUACUGGAACAACUCUGACGGCGACACUUGGACUAUCGACAGUAGCAGUGGGGCGAUUCCAAUUUCUAGUGAAUCAUAUCCCGACAUAUACACAACAUAUGGACGUGAGUGGCACAAGACCCGUAAUGCUCUGAUGUCGUGGAGGCUAGACACUAGUCCGUUCAGCAGUGGUAAUCGUGACGCGCCAGCUCUUUCUGAGGACCAGCAGGUGGAUCUUUUGAACAUCUCCGAGUCCUUCAGGUUCUCGGCGUUGAUCUACUUGGAGCGCUUAGCCCUUCCGCACGUUCCAUCAUCGGAUUCCCGGAUUCAAACCUGGGUACAGAAAGCUCUGUAUUUCAUCGAACUCGUUCGCAGUGAUGUGUACCUUCUUUGGCCAUUAUUUGUUACGGGGAGCGAGUGUGUUUCAGAGGACGAUCGACAUAUCAUUCGGCAACGCUGUCUUGACAUUCAGAAAGAUUCCGGGUUUUCCAACAAUGCUUCAUGUUUGAAGCUUCUAGAGAAGAUCUGGACCUCGAAUCCGAAUAAACCGCGCGGGUUCAGAUGGCGCUCGGUAAUGGAUGCCAAUGUAUCUGGAGGAGAAUAUAUUGUAGUCUGA
Messenger RNA from Endocarpon pusillum Z07020, 2451 nucleotides. RefSeq lists its product as uncharacterized. The record is from RefSeq and is a predicted model, not a curated record. NCBI's taxonomy places the organism in Eukaryota, Fungi, Ascomycota, Eurotiomycetes, Verrucariales, Verrucariaceae. Gene Ontology annotation, biological process: positive regulation of transcription by RNA polymerase II. Gene Ontology annotation, molecular function: zinc ion binding; transcription cis-regulatory region binding; DNA-binding transcription factor activity, RNA polymerase II-specific. The transcript has a single exon. Bases 1 to 2451 code for a protein of 816 amino acids. Gene Ontology annotation, cellular component: nucleus.